Aspergillus neoniger CBS 115656 is the source of this 1230-nucleotide messenger RNA. RefSeq lists its product as uncharacterized. The record is from RefSeq and is a predicted model, not a curated record. Bases 57 to 1100 code for a protein of 347 amino acids. NCBI's taxonomy places the organism in Eukaryota, Fungi, Ascomycota, Eurotiomycetes, Eurotiales, Aspergillaceae. The transcript has 3 exons.
AUCAUUCCGAGCCAAUUCCGAACCUCGGCACCGCGCCAAGCGCAGCUGCUGGUCAGAUGCUUGGAUUGACGAUCACGCUCGCUCUAUUUCCCCCCAUGACAAUAAAGUCCCCGAACUCCCCAGUGUCCGCAGACCUCAGCAAUGUCGACAUAAUCACCACCGCGAGAAUAACCACCAUGGCCGAACACGAACCCGAACCCUCUUCUCCACCCGCUGCUGUCGCGGACCACGAAAAACACAAUGAGGGGAACACGGUGAGCAGUCCCCCGCAGGACGACUGCUCACCAUCACCACCGCCGGUAUCGUCAAUAACCGGCGCUGGACGUCGCCGCCAACAGCUGCUGGCAGCUCUCAAGGCGACAGACCGGACAGUCGACCGGUUCGAUAGACUCAUAUCCACCGCCGCCGGCCAAGAACGAGUCCUCGCAGUAACAGGCUACCUCGCACACACACUACACCAUAUUCUCUCCUCAGCACCAUGGAUCGCAUUCCAAGCGCGUCUCAGCCUGCUCGCACGUCUACGCAACAACCCUAAACCUCCCACCACCACCACUACCACAUCAUCAUCCUCAUCCUCCUCCAAAUCACCCCUCCUCGCCCUCUCCUCUCUCAUGUCCGAAACCCGCUUCACCCUGCGCCUUCUCGGCCUCUUCCCCCUCUGGACAUGGGGCUCUCAGACCCUGAAACACCCACCGGCAGAUAAACCCCUCUACAUCCUGACUCUACUGCAGGUGUUCGUGAACGUGAUCUACCAGGCGCUCGAGAACGUGGGAUAUCUUGCGCAGAAGGGGAUCGUGUCGAAGCGGUUCGUGGAUCGGUGGGGUGGGAUUGAUAAGUGGUAUAUUUGGAGUACGAGGGCGUGGUUUGGACAUAUUUUCUUUCAGUUUUUUGUGCUUUGGAGGGGGACGAAGAGGGAGGCGUUGAGGAAGGAGAUUCGGGCGUGGAGGAAGAGUCUCGUUAAUAAUGUUUGUUGGGCGCCGUUGUGUCUUCAUUGGUGCUUUGAGAAGGGCAUUGGGUUCCCCGAGCAUUUGACCGGGUUGGUUAGUUUUAUGGCCGGGGCUUGGGAGGUUUGGGAUUCUUGGGUCGCUACGGGGUUGUAGUAGCGGAUGGGAUUGGGGUGGGUUUCAUGUUGUAUUGAGCGAUUAUAGCAUAUGGUUCUUUUUUUAACUCUAGUUGUUCUUGGCAGGGUGGUAUACUAUAGAUUUAGAUCGGGAUGGGAAGACGGAUAGU